Molecule: messenger RNA, 1407 nt
Organism: Morchella importuna
Lineage: Eukaryota; Fungi; Ascomycota; Pezizomycetes; Pezizales; Morchellaceae
Exons: 1
Coding region: 1-1407 (468 amino acids)
Source: RefSeq, a predicted model, not a curated record
AUGUCAGAGAGUGCAUCCAACCUUGAGAGCCUAGAAAGACCAGACAUUGGAUCCAGGCAUGGUGUUGAGAGUACGAGCAGGUCAGGUUUCGCAUCUAUACAUGGUGUUGAAAGCGCGAAUAGAUCAGGUCUCGCUUCCAGACAAGGUUUGGAUGGUGCAGAUUUCUUCUUGGGGUCUAUUGGGCCCGUUCCUGUUAGGAAGCCAGGGAUUUUCCAGCGCUUAUUUGGCUGGGGCGUGGAGCAUAACGACAAUCUUGAAGGGACUCCAUUACAUGCUUCUUCUUCUACUACUAAACAAAGUAAUAAGACUCGCUCUAGCCGGACUAUCAGUAGUAAUAGAACACCCGAUCCCAAUCUUGUGAGUGAGGUUUGUGAGAGACUGAUCCGCGAGCGUAUGAGUCGACUGUCAACAAUCCCUAUUACUAGUGAGGACGAGGGUUCUGGUAUUCACGAAGUAAGAGAAUUGCCACCAUCAUCUAUCCGAGCUCCUGUAACCGGUGGUGCAUCAGGGACGCAGGGUAGUGCAGUGAAACGAAAUCCUCAGGGGAUCCUCAAAUCACCCGGAGAUAGUUAUGGACCAGAUGCCUUAGGAGAAUUACAUCUCGCUGAUCAUGGUGAUAGUAGCACCCGUGAAGAUAAUCAAGCGGAAGAAGCAGAUAGCGAGGGAAGCAGCUUGAAAGGAAAACCCUCUCGGCUGGUAAGAUUUGACGGCAGCGCUGAUAAGGUAGACCCACAAGCUAGAGGGGAUUUUGGGAGGUCUUCUAUUAGAAGAUAUUUAUAUCCUGCAGUUGAAGAUGACAGAUCUUCUUUAGAGGCAGCAUCGGCUUCGGAGAGUAGCACUCCUGAGAUGUCUGACGGUACGGUUAUAAGAAAGGAAAGGAAGGGGGAGAGAAUAGGAGGCAUGUGGGUAAAGGCUUUCAGUGACCCUAUGGUAGCAAGCAGAGAUUCUACAGACCUCGGAGAAAUGGACGUUGAGCUAGAGCAGCAACUAAGUAGAGACGGCGAAUAUGUGGAUUCUAGUAGGGGGACGUCUAUCGGCGACGACAGUACUCUGGACGGGAACUCUAACGAUGAGAUUGUGAUCGUUGACGGUCAGCUGCCUAUGGAAGAGGGGCAUAAGCCUACACUAGAAAGUCCUAUUGAUAUACCCAACGCGAAUACAGGCGCAGGGAGAGCUCUAGUAUUAAAUCCUCUUCCCAGAAAACAAACAAUAGUGGAUAUAGCUACACAAGGGAUCGACAUCGACAAUAACGAAGCUGUUGUCAGUGCCUACGGGGCGAGAGAACAAUUGCAGACGUGGGAUAGUCAAACCAGUAGUGGUGGAAGUUUGCUGAGCACAGGCUAUUUCACGGAAACCAAUAGCAGUGAUCACGAGAGUGUCGAGGAAGUUGAGAAUUUUCCUCUUUAA